AUGUUUAAUGGUUCUAACAAUGCUUACGCCAAGCCCGGCGCCUCGUACGAAGCCCCCGGAAUGAAAAGCGACCAGUAUAGCGGCAACUACAACAACAACAACAACAACAACAACAACAACAACAACUACAACGAGCCCCUCCACUAUUCGACAGCAUCUAACGGGUCGUUCAACUCGUGGUCGCGUCCGCCAAUGACGGCGUUCAGCUCAAACUAUCUCAGAGAACAGGACUCCCAUCCUUCGUUGCAAGAUCAUCUUCAGCACCAUGCAGACUCGACAAGCAACGCUCUGGGAUCGUCCAUGAAUGGUGGCGGGUUUGCCGAUGCUCCAAGCCUGGCGUACCCCUCGACCCCAACCACGUCGCAUCUAAACUACGCGUCCCCACAAAAUCAGAAUCAGAACCUGUUGAACACGCCGCCUCCGGUCUCCACAUUUGCCAACGGCGCCAACAACGCACCCAGUCUCUACAGUCACGGGAACAACUCUCAAAGUAACCUGCGCAACAACGUGUAUCCCAAUCUGCAAGUCUCGCCCGGCAAGUAUUCCGUGACGUCAGACUACCCUUCCGACAACCACACAUUGCAAAGUCCCCAGCAUCUCCCUCAGUAUAACAACGCUAGACAGAGUCCCCAGCAUACGCAGCAGUUUCAAGCUGUACCCAGCCCCCAGCAUCCACAACAGUACCCCUCAAAUACCAGUCUACAUCAACACAGCCCGCUAAGAGGUCUUCAAGGGCUGGCACCAAGCGAUUCACAGCCACGCGCAGCAGCUGCUGCCGCUGCCGCUCCUGUGACUCCCAACUACAUGUAUUUCGAAAGACGCCCAGACCUGCUUUCCAAAUCCAUUCAAGACAAGGCUGCUACUGCCAAGUUGAAGAUCGAAAACUUCUACCAGUCCUCGGUCAAUUAUGCUAUAGAACGUAACCAGAGACGCGUGGAGCUCGAGAACCAGUUGGUGUCUCAAGAUUGGUCGGACGAACGCAAAAGCAGGCAGCUUUCCACGCUGGGCAAAAAAGAGUCCCAGUUCCUGCGACUACGUCGUACUCGGCUUUCUUUGGAAGAUUUCCAAACCGUCAAAGUCAUCGGUAAAGGUGCAUUCGGAGAGGUUAGGCUAGUUCAGAAGCGAGACACUGGGAAAAUAUAUGCCAUGAAAACUUUGUUAAAAUCCGAAAUGUACAAAAAGGACCAGUUGGCGCACGUCAAAGCUGAAAGAGACGUGCUAGCGGGCAGCGACUCGCCCUGGGUGGUCUCGCUGUAUUACUCAUUUCAAGAUACGCAGUACCUGUACCUUAUUAUGGAGUUUUUGCCAGGUGGUGACUUGAUGACCAUGCUCAUUAGAUGGCAAAUAUUCACUGAGGAUGUGACAAGAUUUUACAUGGCAGAAUGCAUUUUGGCCAUCGAGGCCAUUCAUAAACUUGGCUUUAUACACAGAGACAUUAAGCCAGAUAACAUAUUGAUCGACAUACGAGGACACAUCAAGCUGUCCGACUUUGGGUUGUCGACUGGGUUCCACAAGACUCACGAUUCCAAAUACUACAAAAAGCUGUUACAACAGGACGAAGUGAACGCUGCCACGGGCAACCUUCAAAAACCGCAAAUGGGCAUAGCGGCGAACAACUCGGGCAAAAAUCGGAACACGAUGUUUGUGGAUGCCAUUCAUUUGACCAUGACCAAUAGACAACAAAUUCAGACCUGGAGAAAGUCGCGUCGGUUAAUGGCAUAUUCCACUGUCGGUACACCGGACUACAUUGCGCCUGAGAUUUUCUUAUAUCAAGGUUACGGCCAGGAGUGCGAUUGGUGGUCCUUGGGGGCAAUCAUGUACGAAUGUCUAAUUGGAUGGCCUCCAUUCUGCUCCGAAACGCCUCAGGAAACAUAUCGAAAGAUCAUGAAUUUCGAGCAGACAUUACAAUUUCCGGACGAUAUCCACAUUUCGUAUGAAGCGGAAGAUUUAAUUCGCAGACUUUUGACGCAUGCGGAUCAGAGACUCGGUCGACACGGGGGUUCUGACGAGAUCAAGAGCCAUCCAUUUUUCCGCGGUGUCGACUGGAACAGUAUCAGAAUGGUGGAAGCGCCAUAUAUCCCCAAGUUGAGCAGCAUCACGGAUACCAGAUUUUUCCCUACGGACGAGUUAGAAAACGUUCCCGACAGUCCAGCCAUGGCUCAAGCGGCCCGCCAAAGAGAAGUCAUGAUACAACAAGGUGGAGCUGCGGCCAAUCCGGGAAGCAAGGAGGAUCUGCCAUUCAUCGGGUACACGUAUUCGCGGUUUGACUAUUUAACGCGGAAAAACGCUUUGUAG
This is a messenger RNA of Lachancea meyersii CBS 8951, 2295 nucleotides long. NCBI's taxonomy places the organism in Eukaryota, Fungi, Ascomycota, Saccharomycetes, Saccharomycetales, Saccharomycetaceae. The record is from the annotation of a GenBank genome assembly.